Oldenlandia corymbosa var. corymbosa is the source of this 2541-nucleotide messenger RNA. Lineage: Eukaryota; Viridiplantae; Streptophyta; Magnoliopsida; Gentianales; Rubiaceae. The record is from the annotation of a GenBank genome assembly.
AUGGGCAUUAUGACAGAGGGUUUCGAAGUGUGGACCAUCGAAGAGGAUGAUAUUUUAAGGGCUGCAGUUAUGAGACAUGGCACAAAGGAAUGGCGCCUCAUCUCUUCCCUCUUGACCCAAAUCUGUGAAACAGUGAGCACGCUGACUGUAUGGACCCCUGAAGAAGAUGAAAAUCUACUCCGUCUUGCAAGACUCUGUCCGUUUCAGUGGAGGAUAAUUGCUUCAAUCUUGGGCCAUACUGCGUUGCAGACUCUUAAACACUAUGAGGAACUUCUUGCUCUUAAAUCAGAUCACCUAGGGGAUAUUGGUGAAGAUAAGAAGGGGAUGCUUUCGGAAGCUGGAGCAGGACAGAAUGAUCUUAAUCUGGAAUCAGAGACUCUUAUGUAUUUUUUGGAAUUUAUGGGAUUAGAAGGAAAUCUUUCGAUUGGUCUGCCGGCAGUUCUUGGAUAUAUGUACAACCGCUUUUUCCUGAGAAAGACGCUGGUUCAGAAAUUAUUCCAGAUCGACAUAAUGAAAGCUAGAAUAUUUCAGGCCUUGACAUUAACAUGGGCUAUUGGAGAUAGGAAGGCUAUGGACGAAGUUGAAGAUCAAAAUGCAUCAAUUGUCAGUAACUCGUCCCAUUUUGAGCCUACUAUUUCAGAUCAGACACAGAACACUGACAGAGCUAAGCUAUCCACCGGUUUAAUGUGCAUGGCUGAGAUGCUGGAAGCCAUGGCAAUGCAGGGACAAGCUAAUAAAUCAUCUGACCUCCAGAAUAAUCCAUGUGCCUUUGAUCUUACUUCACUAAGAGCUAUGGCUGAUACAUCAAGUGUAGGAGAGAAAGAGUUACAUUUACCAGGUGCGCUUUACUCUUCUGGGACGCUAGAGAGGCUUAAUUUAUAUGGUCAUUUUCUGAUUAAAACUCCUCCUGCUGUUUAUCUUCCGAAGGUUUUGUGUUUGGAAUUGAGAUUUGUUAGAUUUGGAACGAAUGAGUGUAUUCCGAAGCUCAUAUAUUGUUCUCCAGCUCUUGAAAUUCUCAUAAUUGAAAAGGAUCAUUUCGCCCAUAACAAGUUGAUUGGUUGUAAUAUUGUUUCUCCUUCUCUGAAAACUCUUCACGUCGAUUUUCAUAAUGAAUGUAAAUGUGAUGAGGGUCAUUUCAAGCUGGAAAUUCAUACCCCUGCACUUGAAUUUCUCGUUUUGAAACAUGGUUGGCCCAGCCAAAUUUACUUGCGAGAUCUAUCAUCUUUGAAUGAACUUGAUUUUGAUGUUGUCAAGUUGAAUGAACUUGAUUUUUAUGUUGUCGAGUUUGAUGAUGCGGAUAUGGUUGUUGAGAUGAUUCAAGGUUUUAAUCGUGUGAAGUCUAUGAAAUUGUCAGAGGGCACCAUGCGUACUCUUAGUUUGGCGACCCUGCAAGUUUCUACUACUUUUGAGAGUCUAGUCAAAUUGGAUAUCGAAUUGGACGAUGAAUGUGAAUUGACCCUUCUGAUGAAUUUGAUUAAUUGUUGUGUUAAUCUUGAAGUCCUAGAGAUAAGUACUCGUUCCAUUGCUCCUUGGAAGGAUCCUAUUAGCAUUCCCAGAUGCUUUUUCUCCAGUCUCACUCGAGUUUCAUUCAAGGAAUUCAGUGGCUGUCAGGAUGACAUGGCCAUGUUGGAGUUUAUUUUGAAUCAUGCUUUAGUACUGAAAAGAGUGGAUCUGCAUUCUACAUGGGAGUAUUUUGAUGAAUUUCCUGCUCUGAAGGAAAAGUAUUGUACACUCCAGAAGAUAUCCAUGUUCUCCAGAGCCUCUCCAACCUCUGCACUCUUCACUUGUGGUACACUAGAUGUUUUGAAAAUCAAUGGGUGUAUUCCUGUUUUCAAAGUUCCACAUGAUGUAAUUCGUCUUCCAAAACUUGUUGUUUUGGAGCUUAUAUGUGUUGGGUGUGUGACUACUGAGUUUCUUAGCAAGCUUAUCUCUGGUUGUCCCGUGUUCCAAUCUUUGUUAUUCAAAAGCGUGCAUUUUUGGGAUGGGCUGAUGGAUUUCAGAAUAUCUUCACCUUCUCUGAAAAUUCUCGACAUGUUCUUUGAGGCUUGUGAUGAGUGCGUAGAUGGAGCUGGAGACGAUGUUUUGAAGCUUGAAAUUGAUGCACCUGCACUUGAACGUCUCGUUUUAAGAUAUGCUAAUUCCAAGAAGGUUUGCUUACAACAGUUAGCAUAUCCGAAUGAAGUGGUUUUUGAUCUUAUUUCUCCUGGGAAUGAUGUUGAAGAUAUCCUCAACAUUACUAAUGAGAAGUAUGACUCCGAUGAUUGGGUGGAUCCUAUUGAUGUUCCCAGAUGCAUGUCAUCUAGUCUCACAAAAGUUUCAUUUACAGGGUUUGAAGGCUUUGAAGGGGAGAUGGCCAUGUUGAAGUUUAUACUAAAUCAUGGUUUAGUGUUGAAAAGGGUUGAUCUAUGCAUCGAUCCCCCUGGUGCAGACCGGGACAGUUAUUAUCGUGAAAGUUGUUCCGAGCAUCCACAACUAAAGUUGUCGGCCUCUUCUUGUCAAAUAAAAGAGAAAUCUGCGGCCUCUUCUAGUGUUGAAAGUUGA